Messenger RNA from Prinia subflava (tawny-flanked prinia), 1649 nucleotides. RefSeq names its product alcohol dehydrogenase iron containing 1 (gene ADHFE1). Gene Ontology annotation, cellular component: mitochondrion. The record is from RefSeq and is a predicted model, not a curated record. Gene Ontology annotation, molecular function: metal ion binding; alcohol dehydrogenase (NAD+) activity. The transcript has 14 exons. The coding region runs from base 74 to 1471 and encodes 465 amino acids. Lineage: Eukaryota; Metazoa; Chordata; Aves; Passeriformes; Cisticolidae.
UCGCUGUCCCGGGAGGAGGCGCUGCCGCCGGCCCGGCCCCGGCCCCGGCCCGGGCAGUCCCCAGAUCCCGGCGAUGGCGGCGGGGCGGGCGCGGGUGUCCCGCCUGCUGCGGCAGCUGGAGCGGGCAGCUUGUCGGUGCCCGAGCCAUGGCCACACUUAUUCCCAAGUCCCUGGACGGCCCACCUUGGGGAAUACAGACUAUGCAUUUGAGAUGGCCAUUUCAAACAUCCGGUAUGGAGAAGGAGUUACAAAAGAGAUUGGCAUGGACCUGCAGAAUCUUGGUGCUAGAAGAGUUUGUUUGAUGACAGAUAAAAACCUCUCCAAACUCCCUCCUGUAAAUGCAGUAUUGAAUUCCUUGGCAAAAUAUGGUAUAAACUUUGAAAUGUAUGAUAAUGUCCGUGUGGAGCCGACAGACCAAAGUUUCCUGGAUGCCAUUCAGUUUGCUGAAAAGGGAGAGUUUGAUGCCUAUGUUGCUGUUGGAGGUGGGUCUGUAAUGGACACCUGUAAAGCUGCCAACCUGUAUGCAGCCAGCCCUUCAUCGGAAUUCCUGGAUUACGUCAAUGCUCCUAUCGGGAAGGGGAAGCCUGUCACUGUGCCCCUCAAGCCACUUAUUGCAGUUCCUACAACAUCUGGCACUGGAAGUGAAACCACUGGGGUUGCCAUUUUUGACUUCAAAGAACUAAAAGUUAAAACCGGUAUUGCUUCAAGAGCCAUUAAGCCAACAUUAGGCAUCAUUGACCCUUUACACACACUGUCUAUGCCUGAACGAAUAGUGGCCAACAGUGGCUUUGAUGUGCUUUGCCAUGCCCUGGAGUCGUACACUGCUCUCCCUUACAACCAGCGCAGUCCCUGCCCUUCCAAUCCCCUGGAGCGCCCAGCCUACCAAGGCAGCAACCCCGUCAGCGACGUCUGGGCUCUGCACGCGCUGCGCAUCGUCGCUAAAUAUCUGAAAAGAGCCAUCAGAAACCCUGAAGACCGUGAGGCAAGAGCCAACAUGCACCUGGCAAGUGCUUUUGCUGGUAUUGGCUUUGGCAAUGCUGGUGUUCAUCUCUGUCAUGGAAUGUCUUACCCUAUUUCUGGUUUGGUGAAAACUUAUAAACCGAAGGAUUAUAAUGUGGAUCACUCUUUAGUGCCUCAUGGCCUGUCUGUGGUGCUGACAUCCCCAGCAGUGUUUGCUUUCACAGCACAGAUACAUCCUGAGCGGCAUUUAGAAGCUGCAGAGAUUCUAGGAGCUGACAUCCGCACUGCCAGAAUCAAAGAUGCAGGGCUUAUUUUGGCAGACACACUCCGGAAAUUCCUAUUUGAUCUGAAUGUUGAUGAUGGCUUAGCUGCAAUUGGUUAUUCCAAAGCAGACAUCCCUGCAUUAGUCAAAGGCACUCUGCCUCAGGAGAGAGUGACUAAACUAUCACCACGUCCCCAAACAGAAGAAGACUUAUCUGCUCUCUUUGAGGCUUCCAUGAAACUUUAUUAGCUUAAACAUGUUGUCCUGGAAAGUGGGGUCUGUUCUAACACAGAGGUAGUUUCUCCUAGAUACGGGACUGAACUUGUUUAGAGCAUGGAAGAAUUUGGGUACCUUUGACUUCUGUUCCAUUGUACACUGCCGAAAGGUCACGUAAUUCAUCUUUAACUAAACAGUGCUUUGAAGUAAG